Glarea lozoyensis ATCC 20868 is the source of this 1461-nucleotide messenger RNA. RefSeq lists its product as uncharacterized. The transcript has 2 exons. The record is from RefSeq and is a predicted model, not a curated record. Bases 1 to 1461 code for a protein of 486 amino acids. NCBI's taxonomy places the organism in Eukaryota, Fungi, Ascomycota, Leotiomycetes, Helotiales, Helotiaceae.
AUGGCUUCUUCAUCAUCUCGGCUCGAGGCUUUGCCUAUCGAACUCCUACACAAGAUUAUCUCAGAUCUUAAAGCACCAUCACCGAAAAUAAAUGUAUCACGACAUUUGAGAGAUAUGCUACCAAAUACACCAACUGGCGACAACACCCUUCUCACCUCACAAAGAAGUCUUCGCUCAUGUCUAGCCACAUCUCGAGCACUGAGAUCGGCAACACUUCCCGUCUUAUAUCGAAAAGUCCAACUAUCAAAAGCUUCAUCGGUAACAGACUUCAAUGCACAACUGGAACGCAACCCACAUCUCGGAAAGCUGGUUCUGGAACUCGAUCUCAGCGGUCUCGCAGCUCAUUCGGCGACAUGGCAAGAGGACUCGGCAACUCUCAUCAUCAGAUGGCUAGCUCUCAUGCCACGGCUACAGUCGAUUAAGACGCCGACAGCAUGGACGAGUGAGAAUUAUUCAAAUCCACAAUGCAACCUCGAUCUUCAUAUCCUAAAACGCCUUCUUCGGAACCAGCUUCCGAAUUUGAGGUCUUUAGAAUGGGGUCCAACGGUCGUCCCGGAAUUCGAACACUUCUUGACACACUACUCAGAAGGCGUAAAAACUGGAGUCACGAAUCUAGUAGCACGCUCAACAGACGUCGAAAUGACUAGCAUCGUCACUGGUCUUCUCAAAAUCAUGCCACGAAUUCAACAUAUCGACUUAACGACCUCCAACGUCUUCAUCGUCGAAGCACUCGCUGGACUGCAAGAAAACGCUAAACUACUAUCAUUACGAACAUCGAUCAAACCAUCCUUCGCUUGUGUCGAUCUAGUGGAAUUCAUGUCCUCCAACCCAGAAAUGUUCGAGUCAUUACUCAUGCUCGACCUAGAAGGCGACGACAACGAAAUCCUGCGCCUGGAGUCAACCGAGGAUAUCACCAAGCUCAUCACUCAAUUGCCCGCUAGCCUCCGCUCAUUAAAUCUUGAGGGCUUCGCGACGUGUCCUGCACAUUUACAACUCCUGCAAAAACACUGUCCGCAGCUCGAGGAACUAAGCUUCGAAAACGGCAUCCAACUCGAAGACCUAGAACACAUGAUCCUCCCACCCCACACCAUCACCGGCGAGACCCAGCACUCCCCUGCAACCUCAGAUGAUAUUAUCGACGUCAAACACCAAACCGUCCUCGAGCCCAUGGCGAAAGCCGUCGCGGUAUGUAAACUACGCCGGCGAAUUAACUCCGUGACUCUCGAUACAGAGAGGAGGAAAGCGCCGUCGUGUAUCAAGCAUUUGAGGAUCCGCAUGAUGCCGUCGGGGGAACAGAGGAAAUUGAGGACCUCGGUGCUGUUGGGGGGGUUUGCGGGGGGGUUGGAGAGUAUUCAGAUUGCGGGGAAGCAGGGGGGGGAUGGGAUGGUAGAUGUGUUGUGUAAGGCUGUUGGGUGGAGGUGUGUUAGGAGGGGGAGGGAGUGUUGGGUUGAGCGGGUUUGA